This is a messenger RNA of Asterias rubens (European starfish), 1869 nucleotides long. RefSeq names its product tricarboxylate transport protein, mitochondrial-like. The transcript is spliced from 6 exons. Gene Ontology annotation, biological process: mitochondrial citrate transmembrane transport. Bases 172 to 1215 code for a protein of 347 amino acids. Lineage: Eukaryota; Metazoa; Echinodermata; Asteroidea; Forcipulatida; Asteriidae. The record is from RefSeq and is a predicted model, not a curated record.
AGUCGUACCACCCGGAUUUGUAUGUGUAUCGUUGUGGAACACAAACAGUUCCGUUUUAGCUGGAAAAUCCUACAUUUCCAAGCUCACAUGAAGUAAAACUGCGACUCACUAUUGAGACAGAGAUUCAAAUUAUUAUUUUACUACACAAAGUCAACUCGAAAAGUCGGCAAAAUGAGCACACGAAUAAAAAAUAGAGAGGGCAACAGCAUCACCGGAGUUUCUUUGAUGUGUUCGGAAGUGAGCAACUCGUCGGGGCUUUCAAGUCGAUUGAACCCAUCGUUUGGCCAGGCAAGGCCGCUGGCUUUGGCUGCUGCCGCACCAAUGCGAACUGGUGGUAAGACAACUCAUCCUGCAAAGGCAAUUAUGGCAGGUGGCAUUGCCGGAGGUAUUGAGAUCUGCGUCACAUUCCCAACAGAGUACGUCAAGACCCAGCUGCAGCUAGACGAGCGGUCGGCCAAGCCACUCUACCGGGGUCCAAUUCACUGCGUCAAGCACACCGUACAACACCAUGGGUUCUUUGGGUUAUACAGGGGGCUCAGUCCUCUACUCUAUGGCUCUAUACCAAAAGCUGCAAUUAGGUUUGGUGCUAAUGAAUUCUUCAAGAAUCAAUGGAGGAGUAGACACAAUGGCUCACUAAGUAAAACUGGCAGUCUAUUCUGUGGCCUGGGUGCUGGGGUGAGCGAAGCUAUCCUCGCCGUCACUCCAAUGGAGACCAUCAAAGUGAAGUUCAUUAACGAUCAGACGUCGGCCAAGCCAAGAUUCAGAGGCUUCUAUCACGGAGUUCGGGAAAUUAUUAAAGAGCAAGGUUUCCGUGGUACUUACCAGGGCCUAACAGCAACCAUCAUGAAGCAAGGCAGCAACCAGGCUAUCCGCUUCUUCGUCAUGGACUCUCUACGAGAGUGGUACCGAGGUGGAGAUCCUAACAAGUACAUCAACCCACUGAUAACCGCUCUGAUGGGAGGCUUCGCUGGGGCAGCUAGUGUGUUCGGUAACACCCCGUUGGAUGUCAUUAAGACCAGAAUGCAGGGAUUGGAAGCACAUAAAUAUAAGAGCACCUGGGACUGCGCAGUCAAGAUAUGGAAGCAUGAAGGACCUAAAGCAUUCUACAAGGGCACCCUUCCCAGGCUAUCCAGAGUGUGUAUUGACGUAGCUCUAGUCUUUGUCAUCUACGACGAGAUUGUGAAAAUACUGAAUAGAGUGUACCCAACAGAAUGAUUGAAUCCUGACGGGAGGUCUCUCUCGUCUCUGAUCCUACAGUCCUGGAAUGAAACUAUUCGGUCGUCUUCAUGAUGCAUGACCCCCCCCCCCCCCCAUUCAUGCCCUUGUCUGUUGGUGGAAGAGUUUUUUGUAGAUCGGUCGUACAAUCCUUUAAACAUUAAGUUUAUACAUCCAUAUUUCACCGGACGUUAUCACACAACAAAUCUUUCCUGCGCCAUUUUGGGAGUCAGACUUGGGGUUGUCUCUCAUCAUUUGAAACAAUUGGGUAUUACGCAUGACAAACACAAGGAUUUCUGGCCUUAACUGUUACAGAAAGACAAGCAGGCAGACACCCUUUUAGAUUUGGCACCGAGAGAAAUUUGUCUAACACUUAAAUUAACUUCAAGGUAUACAUGUAGGUUUUGGAGGAUUGGGGGAGGGCGUACGUAGAAUUAUUUUUCUCCUAGAUUGUAGGUUUAGGACUUGGCACUUCUUUGAAGACGCUUAGUUAGAAUGAAAAAUAUAUGAUUGUAUAUUUACUACAGUAAAAUUGUUUUUAUUACCAAGUUGACAGUUGUGUUCACUUGUUAGAUUGUUUAAAUAGCAAAAAAAUUUAUACUUGUGGUAGCACAAAGUUGGCACUGAUCAGCCAUGUGAAUUUGUACUGCUUUU